AUGAGGCGCAUAUUCGGGGCCAAGAAACCCGCAGCACCCGUGCCGACCCUUGAUGAAACCAACGAACGACUAAGCACACGGGGCGAUAAGACAGAUGAGAAAAUCAGGGCACUUGAUGAGCAGCUAGCAAAAUAUAAAGAGCAGAUCAAAAAGACGCGUCCAGGGCCGGCGCAAGAUGCAAUCAAAAGGCGCGCGCUGCAGGUCCUAAAGCAACGGAAGCUGUACGAGAGCCAGCGUGAGCAGUUGUACCAGCAACAGUACAACAUCGAGCAGACGAGGUUUACGGUAGACUCCGUCAAGGACACCGUGUCGUCGGUACAGGCACUCAAGGCCGCGUCCAAAGAGAUGAAGACCGCAUUCAAGAAGAACAAGGAGCUGGAUAUCAGCUAUAUUGAAAACAUGCAGGACGAGAUGUUCGACAUGAUGGUGGGUGGGUGGGUUGCCGAUCCAAAAGGGGCAGG
Molecule: messenger RNA, 461 nt
Organism: Volvox carteri f. nagariensis
Lineage: Eukaryota; Viridiplantae; Chlorophyta; Chlorophyceae; Chlamydomonadales; Volvocaceae
Exons: 3
Biological process (GO): vesicle budding from membrane; late endosome to vacuole transport via multivesicular body sorting pathway
Cellular component (GO): multivesicular body
Source: RefSeq, a predicted model, not a curated record